AUGGAUGAAGAUCCCGGGACCCGCCCCCACUUCGGACCUCGCCGGCUGCGGCUCGGCGAUAAGGGGGCGGCUGCGCUCCACCCCCGCCCCUCGGGAGCGCCUGCCACGCAAGAUGAAUAUCCCGCCGCCGCCACGGCCCGGGCCGCCGGCCACAAAGCGGGCCUGCGGUCUCCGCCGCGUCCCGGCGCCGGGCUGGCUCGCCCCCACCCUCUCACGGCUCUUGGGUGGAGAUGCGGGGGGGAGCGGGGCGCAGUGCGGGCUGCACCCGGCGCUGAGCUCAGCGAUCUCCGCGCGCCCCCGCACGCGCGCCCCCGCCGCGGCCGCCCGCCGCGCGCUCCCGGCCGGUGCUCGCGGGCCCCGCACAAGGUCACCGUGUGCGGCGACGGGGGCGCGCGCACCCCGGCCUCGCCCGAGCUCCCGGCUCUGCCGCGCCGCGAGCCACCCCCGCGACCUUGGCCCCCCGCGACCGCAGGCCGCAGGGGCGCGCGCUCCGACGGCGGAGACCCGAGCCGCCCGGCCCGGCGGGGGCGGGAGAAGGGACAAUGGCGGCUCCGAGCCCUAAUAAGGGACAUAUGUCCCCGCGUGCUGCCAUUGUGCGGCUCGGAAACGGCCCCCCCAACCCCGCACCCUCGCGCCCCGCCAUUGGCUGCUGGGCCUGACGUCAUGGGGGCCGCAAUCUCGGGGCGGGCGGCCGCGGGCAGGGUUCCCCGCCUGGUUACCAGGCCGCGGGGUGGGGGUGGGGGCUGCAGCCGCGCGGAAGGGCGGAAUGCCACCAAUGGAGCCGAGUUUCUGGAGCCAGGGCACGGCAGCCCCUGUUCCGCCGCGCACGCCGCUCGCCGGGUCGCCGCCGCGCUCGGCCUCGGCCCCUGGGGAGAGCGGCGGGCGGAGGGAGCCUCGCCCGCGGGCGCGGGGUCAGCCCGGGUGACCGAGGGGCAGGGAGACACUGCGGCACGGGGCGCGCGCGGAGCCUGUCACUGCGCUUCCGCUGCCUCAGCACCCGCGCCCGCCCCGCCCGCCCCUGCGGGUCCCUGGCCUUCGCCCCGAUGUGGGCGGGCGCGCGGGACCAGCCUGAGGUCGACCCGGCUCCCUUCCCGAAAGAUCCCAAGUCCGGGGCUCGUGGGUCCCCGGCCGGUCGCCCCGUCUCCCCCCACCCCCGACAAUGCCGCGGGUCGCGGGCUGCCGAUCCCGGAGCUGCGCGGGGAACCACCGAAUGCGGGGGCCGCGGCGUCCCCAGGACCCUUCCCAGGAGACCCCGGCCGGGCCCGGCCCAGCGCAGCCAUUUCCGCCGCCCCGCCGCCCGCCCCCUCCCGCUGCUCCUCGGCUUUAAAAGCCGGAGGCUGGGCCGGGCCGCAGGCAGAGGCGGCGGCGGGCGCAGGAGGCCGGGCCCGGGAGCUGUCCGAGCGCCGAGCCCCGCCCCCGGAGCCCCCGUCUCUCCCCCCGUCUCCCUCGGCCCGCCCUCCCUGCGCACCCCUCCCCCCGAGGACCCCCGCCCCCCGCCCGCCGCCGCCGCCGCCGCCGCCGCUCGCUCGGGCUGCAGAACAAUAA
Messenger RNA from Phyllostomus discolor (pale spear-nosed bat), 1545 nucleotides. RefSeq names its product basic proline-rich protein-like. The record is from RefSeq and is a predicted model, not a curated record. The transcript has a single exon. Bases 1 to 1545 code for a protein of 514 amino acids. Lineage: Eukaryota; Metazoa; Chordata; Mammalia; Chiroptera; Phyllostomidae.